This is a messenger RNA of Helicoverpa armigera (cotton bollworm), 1002 nucleotides long. It is a transcript of the gene Rpp30, whose product is annotated as RNaseP protein p30. The record is from RefSeq and is a predicted model, not a curated record. The transcript has a single exon. Gene Ontology annotation, biological process: tRNA processing. Lineage: Eukaryota; Metazoa; Arthropoda; Insecta; Lepidoptera; Noctuidae. Gene Ontology annotation, cellular component: nucleolar ribonuclease P complex. The coding region runs from base 184 to 1002 and encodes 272 amino acids. Gene Ontology annotation, molecular function: RNA binding.
CAAGUGUCAGUGUCACGCGAAAGUCAAAUGAAACGUGUGUUGCUGUUACAGAGCGUGAUCAAAACAUUAAUUUCUUCACGGAAUUCCUCACUUUAUCGGAAAUUAUAGAAAUUCUAUUACAUCAGAUUAUGCCAGUAUAAACGAUUGUUUAAAUUAAGAGAUUGUGCUGACCUAACAUGCAAUAUGGCUAGUCGCAAUUGGGGUUUCUGUGACUUAUUUAUAAACAAGAAUUAUGAACUCGAGAAAUUGCAUCUCCUUGAACAGCUUGGAUUUAAUACGGUAGCCAUAAAUACGCACGUUGAAGAACCUUCGGACGAACCCAAAAAGAAGAAAAAGAAAGGAGAACCAAGAGAUAAAAAAGAUUACGUGCCUCCAGCAAUAGAUUUGCCAAAAGAUUUAUCUGAUGAAAUAAAACUUAAUAUUUUGCAAAGGGUUACAAUAGAAUUCUCAGAUUCUAGUAUAGCUCACAAAAUAAAUCAAUCAGAGAAUUUAAAGAAGUACGACAUUAUUGCAGUAAUACCCAAAACUUUACAAGCAUUUCACUAUGCUUGUGGAAAUAUGGAUAUAGACAUAAUAUCAUUUGAGCCGGAAAGUAAGAUACCUUUCAAAAUCAGUCGUAAGCUAUAUUCACAAGCUGUGGAGAGAGGUAUAUUCUUUGAGUUGAUGUAUUCCCCAGCUAUCAGAGAUUCUACCUCUAGGAAGAACAUUAUCAGCACUGCUCACACUUACCAUGCGGUUGGUAAAUCUAGAAACAUAAUCGUCACUAGUGGUGCUGAAAACUACAUGCAAGUCAGAGAUGUGCAUGAUGUCAUUAAUUUGGGUUUUAUACUUGGCCUGAACAGCAAUGAGAGUCUUGAAGUUGUCAGGAAUAAUCCCAGGAGACUCAUUUUGAAGGCAGAAGGAAGAAAACUGGGGAAACACUACAUGCUUGUUGAACCGUUCACUGAAACGGACAAUAAAAUGUCUGAAGAUUAUAUUGCAUUAUUUAUUGACCUUAAAUAG